AAUAAAGCCGUGCGUACAGCGACAUCGCGUUCUCUGGUCUUCGAGCUGCCCUCCUGCUGCUGCUCGACCUUGCAUCCUCUCCUCCGGUCUUUCAGAGACUCACAGGCUUCUGUUUUUCUUCGUGUCUAAUCUCGCGCAACCAUGCCAAGCAAGAGGAAGAAGAAUAAGCGCCGCAUGAGGAGAGUGCAGUUGCAGAGGCGGGCACUAGAGGAACAGUAUGCCGCCGCAGCUAAAGGAACUCCUGCGCUCAGGGCAGUCUCUGCCCCGGGCGCCGUCCCCGUUGUUGCCAAACCCGUCAAGGCGCCCAAACCCCCCGUUGCUACCUUCAAACCAAAGCAGCCCAAAGCCCCCGCCCCAGUUAUUGUCCCCCAAAUUCCAGAGGUGUCUGCAUGCCCCCCAGUUGAACCCCCAACCGUCGCUCCUACGCUCCCAGAGCUUGUCCCAGAGCUUGUCCCAGAGGUUCCUAUUGAGGCGGCUCCUGUAGUAGAAGUCCCAGAGGUCUCAGAGGUUUCCCCAGUGGAAGCACCUGCGCCUGAGCCAGAGCCAGAGCCCGCUACAAUCCCAGAACUCGCCCCAGUAGAGCCGGAAGAACUGCUCAAAGAACCAGAAGCAGUCGCGGAACCAGAAGCAGUCGUGGAACCAGAAGCAGUCAAAGAAUCGGAACCAGAAGUGGUGCCAGAACCAGAAGUGGUGUCGGAACCAGAAGUGGUACCAGAACCAGUCGAGGCUGAACCAGAACCGGUUCCGGAACCUGAAGUGGUGGCGGCAGCAGAACCAGUCGAGACUGAACCAGAACCGGUUCCAGAACCUGAAGUGGUGAAGGCAGCAGAAGCAGUUCAUGUCGCAGAGGAAGUGUCGGUCGUAGAGGAAGUGUCGGUCGCAGAGGAAGAGUUGUUCGCAGAGGAAGAGUGGAAGCCCGUUAAAUGCCCGGCAGGGUUGCCAGCAGAUGUCCUUUCAGUCGCGUUGGAAGACCCCAUUAUCCCAGCCCCUGCACCAGAGGGCGAGACACAAGCUGCCCCCAGCGAAGACGCAGUUGUCCAGGAAACCAUCGAGGUUUGUGAAGACGCAGUUGUCCAGGAGACCAUCGAGACAUCAGAAGUGGACGGUGUGGCAUGGGCGCCCGCUGUCGAAGCACCAGAAGAGAUCGUACCUGAACCCAGUGUUGAAGAAGAACAAAAGUCCGUAUCGGAGCCCGUUGACGUGUUAGCUGAGCCUGCACCUGAGCCUGCAGAUGAAGCCCAAACCCUUUCAGAAAAUGCAGUCGAACCAGUUUCGGCUGACGCCGAGGUGGUGGAACCCGAGGCUGUGGCCAUGCCUGAGCAAGAGUCGCCUGAAGACGCAGAUGAAGCUGUGAUUGCACAACCUGAGGUCGAAGAAGCCAUGGUGAAGACUGUGAGUGAAGAACCAGAGGUGGUGGAGGUGGUGGAGGUGGUGGUGGCCCCCGCAGAGACCGUGGAAGCUGAGCAGGUUCCUGAGGUGACUCCUGCUGCUCCAGAGCCAGAGCCAGAGGUGUGCCCAGAUGUUCCAGCCCAGAUUGAGGAGGCUGUUGCGGCUGAGGCUGCCCCUGUUGCCCCUGUCGUCGAGCCUGAGGUUGCCGCGGCUGAACCCGUGACCCCUGACACCAUGGCUGAGGACUUUGUUGUGACCGAAUCUGCGGUUGCUGUGGAGGCGGCCAUGUCUGUACCUGCUGAGGAGCCUGCUCCAGUUGCCAUCAUUGCUGAGACCCUGGUCCUGCCAGAGGUGGAGGUGGAGGUGGAGCCCAUCGCUGAACCCACCCCUCUGUCAACCAACGAAGUCAUCAAGGUUAAAGAGGAAAUUGUGACUGAAGUGGAGAUUGAAACAAAAAUGGUAGUGGAGGCUCUGAAUGGACACGUAACACCAGAAGUGGCUAUUGAGAGCUAAACAUAAUGUGUGCACAAAGGGACUCCGAAAAACAUCUCCGUUCAAAGUGCCUUUUUCCUGUAUGGGCUCUCAAAUCUUUUGGAUGUGGAGCGUAGAUUCAGACAGAUGUCAUGAUUUUCAUGUGAAUACUGGCUCUUUUUGAUUGGCGUCCAUAUCUUCAUGCAUAUUUGCAGACACUGUAAUACGCAUACACGGAGCUGUUUUGGUGAAAUCUCACAAUUUAUAUGUUCAUAUUUGGACCAUUUUUGUAUUGAAAAGUUUUUUUUUUAUUUUGCCUUCUCUUUUCCUUUUUUGUAAAAACAGUUUGGACUGUAGAGCUGCCUCCCAAGGCUCCUGUUUACUAUUUCAGAUGGUGCCUUUUUCCUUAAGUUUGAAUGGAUUUCACUGGAGGAGCCCUUUCUGUGUGUGUGUAUGUGUGUGUGUCUGUGCUGUGCGCCUCUUGUUAUGACUGCAAGUGUCCCGCAUCAGCGCGGCACACUGGAGAAAGUGCAUCCGUUCUCUGGACAGGGCUGUAGUCCGGCAGGGCUGCAGAGGUUGGACUCUCAGGCCACACGUGUUGUCUUUUCCUCCUGCCUUUUGUAAACAAGUCUAUUUGGUACAAGAUGGCUGCUGGAAGCCAUGGUCCACCGCAGAUGGAGCUUUUAACGGUUCUUUCACUCUCAAUAAAGAAAUCGAACUCACCAUGA
Molecule: messenger RNA, 2588 nt
Organism: Clupea harengus (Atlantic herring)
Lineage: Eukaryota; Metazoa; Chordata; Actinopteri; Clupeiformes; Clupeidae
Source: RefSeq, a predicted model, not a curated record